Molecule: messenger RNA, 3888 nt
Organism: Syzygium oleosum
Lineage: Eukaryota; Viridiplantae; Streptophyta; Magnoliopsida; Myrtales; Myrtaceae
Product: serine/threonine-protein kinase D6PKL2-like
Exons: 3
Coding region: 1021-3621 (866 amino acids)
Biological process (GO): protein phosphorylation
Cellular component (GO): nucleus; plasma membrane; cytoplasm
Molecular function (GO): protein serine/threonine kinase activity; ATP binding
Source: RefSeq, a predicted model, not a curated record
CGUCCAUGUUCGUUCGCGCUGGUUUUUCUUUGUUUCUCUCUGCUGGUUUGGUUCUGAUUCUUAAUCGAUGGGGGAGUGACUCGGGGGUGCGGUGUCUUGUCUCGUCUUUAGCUUGAAGGGUUCGUGGGUGGGUGAGGAUUGCUUUUCUUUUCUUUUGCUUUUGUUGGUUUGGUGAGCAGAUCGGCGGAAUCUUCGUGACGUUUUUUGAGUGGGGAGGUUGAUUGAUUCGUGAGUCCGCGUUGUGUAGUUAGGACACCAGCAGUUUCCCUCGCUUUAAAUAAUGGAGCCGAUGUUGACUUACUGAAAAUCUUGAAGGAAAGGGGACAAAAAACAUCGUGUUGGCCGGUUCCAUCGCGUUUUAACUUGGUUGAAAUUAUAGCCCAGUUUGUUUUUUCCUUUGUUGUUCCCUUCUUCUCUGGGAAUCAUUGUUGAUCCGAAAACUGUGGACUGGUUCCAUUAUCAUUUCGUUGAUUGACCCCUUCUUAAUGGUUUGGACAUCUCGGCGUGCCUGCUAAUGUGUCCAAUUUGGAUGCAACUUUACGUGCUUGAUAGCUUCUGAAGAUGGGACCAUACUGUCGACUCGACAUUUAUAACCUUUAGCUAUUGUUCGGGGAGACGUAAAUUGAACUAACGACCUUUGAUGUUCUCUUCUGCAUAUGUGGUAUUACGUUCAUACUGUUUUCCUAGUAGUGAAAUUGGUCGCUUGAUUAAAGCUGUCGGCUGAGAGAAGCCGGGCGAUCGAAAGAAUGUUCGAUGUGAUUGAAUACUAAAGAAUAUGUUUUCUGUGAUAAUCGGUAAUUGGCAUUUCUAUAGGAUCUGAUGUGUCAUGCUAAAAUUCUAAGGGCAAUUCUAUUGGGCCAUAUAAAUGAGGGAAUCGUUAUGAUUGGAGAGGAUUCUAAAGUUUUUCUUUUCCUUGUUGCUGCACUUACCUAUCUCCAAAGUGAUUCUUCAGAAUUGGGUUAGCCAUCGGUGUACAUUUAAAGGCCGAAUCUUCCUUUUUAGUUCAAGAGUUCAUUGGGGAUGGCCGCAGUUUCCAGUACUUGCGAAAUUGUUGAAUCAGCAGAAGAAUUCAGUUCCAUGUGUAAACAGGACGAGAAAGGUGGAAAUAGUUGCCUGCAAAAGUUGUCGAACAAAUCUUCACUCGAGGAUGAUAUCAAUCGCCUCUUUGAGUCGCUUAAUGUCCGAAAUUCAUCUAGGAGUUCGGGUUUAUUGAAUGAAGCUGGCAGAGAGUCUCUACGGAAAAAUGCUUCAAAGAGACCCAUGCGAGGCGGUGCAUCACCAGCAUCAAGUAUUGGGAUAUCAGAGCCAUUGAGUUUGAAGCAGGCUCUGAGGGGAUUAUGCAUCUCUCAAGCUUCAGAAAUGGCAGCUAUGAAGCGACUGUCGAAGCCAGUUAAUUCUCCAACCUUGUCAGAAGCUGGAACUAUUAAAAGGUUGUAUAGGGCAGUGGUGGUUGAGGCCAAUGGAUCCGGCCUUCCUUUAAACGAAGGUGAAGGGAAGGUGUUAGAAAUUUCCCUUGUAUCUGAAGGUAUCAGUUCAAAUACUUCUAAGGGAGUGUCUGAGUCCCUUCAGAUACCAUCCACAGACUUAACUCAUCAUGAGGCUCAUCCUUCUUCAUCUAUCAAAGCAAAAGCACCGCAGUUGACAAUCCGAAGAUCUUCCUUGGUAGAUAAGAUUCGUCCCUUGGAAACAAAAUCUGCUGGUGCAGAGGUGAAUACAGAAGUUGGAAAGGUCAAAUCUGUGGAGCCUUCAUCUCUUCUUGAUAGUGGCGAAAAACUUGCAUUUAAUGAUCUGCAAGAUGCCACCCAGUUUAAACUUCCACCAGCAAAACCAGCCCAGAGCAAUGGACAAAAGGGAAAUUUAGAUGCUACGUCUAAUUUAUCUAGCCCUUUGGCCCCUUCCGCUGGUAAGAGGGGAAAUAAAUCCAGUUCCAACAAUCCAUGUUUUGUUAUGCCAGUCUUUGGGAACAAAAACUUCAUGAAGAAGAAAGUAAAACACGAAUCAAUUUCUGCUUCCUGCAGUUCUAGUCCCUGUAUUCAGAAAUUAGGUGGUGUUUCAGGUCCUCGCAUGGAUAUUAUGGAAAAGAAUUGUAUUCUCGACAGUGAGGGGAAAGAAGUUGAAAAGGCUUCUCCUGAUUCAGGUACUACAGAUAAGAGGAUUGAAGUGAAUGCAAGUUCUGCUGAUACUGGUUCGAGCAACAUAGAGUCUACAUUGACCUGCAGUAGCAGAAUUAAAUCCCUGGAUAAUAAAGCUGAUGAAGUUUUCAGAUCAAGAGAAAAAGGUGAAUUCUCUCAAAGCUCAAAAAGUAGCAUUGGGGACUACAGGUGUAGCACUAGCAUUAGUGAAACAAGUAAUCUUAGUGGGUCCAAUCGGUGUGGGAGCAGGCCUCAUAUGUCAAAAGACUCAAGGUGGGAAGCGAUCCGGUCUGUUCAGAUCCAGAGUGGAAGCAUAAACUUGAAACACUUCAAACUGCUUAAGAAGCUAGGCUGUGGGGAUAUCGGAAUUGUUUAUCUCGCUGAAUUAACAGGUACUAACUGCCUCUUUGCACUGAAAGUGAUGGACCUCGAGUUCUUGAUAAAGAGGAAGAAAAUGGCUAGGGCCCAGACUGAGAAAGAGAUAAUGCAAAUGCUGGAUCAUCCAUUUCUGCCGACACUGUAUUCCCACUUCUCGACGGACAAACACUCGUGUUUAGUCAUGGAGUAUUGUCCAGGUGGCGAUUUGCAUGUUCUGCGGCAGAAACAACCGACAAGGAGUUUCUCUGAACAAGCAGCGAGGUUUUAUGUUGCUGAAAUUCUCCUUGCACUGGAGUACCUGCACAUGCUUGGAGUAGUGUACAGAGACCUAAAACCAGAAAACAUACUGGUCAGAGAAGAUGGUCACAUCAUGCUCUCAGACUUUGACUUAUCACUCCGAUGUGCCGUAAACCCAACAGUGGUGACAUCAUCGUCACCCGACGCAGAGCCCACGAGAAAGACAUCUAGUCCAUGUACGGAAUCUAGCUGCAUUGACCCUUUCUGCCUCCACCCAUCCUUUCAAGUGCCAUGCUUCACUCCUAGACUCUUAUCAAUCGCCACAAAAGGUCGGAAAAUGAAGUCUGAUCUGGCGGCUCAGGUCAGCCCCCUGCCGCAGCUUGUGGUGGAGCCGACCAGUGCCAGAUCCAACUCCUUUGUCGGGACCCACGAGUACCUCGCUCCUGAAAUUAUCAAAGGUGAGGGUCAUGGAAGUGCUGUCGAUUGGUGGACAUACGGGAUAUUUCUGUUCGAACUGUUAUACGGCAAGACACCCUUCAAAGGUCCUGGAAAUGAGGAAACAUUGACCAAUGUCGUCUCUAGAAGCCUCAAGUUUCCGAGUAGCCCGGUUGUGAGUUAUCACGCGCGAGACUUGAUCAGGGGGCUCCUGAUAAAGGAUCCAGAAAACCGACUGGGAUCUUCGAAGGGGGCUGCAGAGAUCAAGCAUCACCCGUUCUUCGAGGGCCUUAACUGGGCGCUGAUUCGCUGUGCGGUUCCACCUGAGCUGCCGAGGUACUUCGACACCGGCGUCAGCGCGAAUUCUACUCAGGCAGACACGGCGAAAUGUAAGGAUUUUCAGAACAUAGAGGAGCAAAUGGAAUUCGAAGUGUUUUAGCCUUUGUUUCGAAACGGUUCUUGCGCGGGGGAAAGAAGAUUUUUUUUCAUGUUCUUCCCAGUUUUUAAGAUUGAUUUUCUGUAACUUACAUAUAUGUAGGAUCUAUUGUAUAUAUCAUGUAGGAGAUCUGGGGAAUUUUUGUCAUCUAUAAGUACUGUAACUAGGACUGACAGUACAACCUAAGAUACAAGGAAAAAGGGGGUUUCAGUCAAGUGCUUAGAAAUAAUAUAAACUUUGCGAGAGAACCCAGGAUCAUUACUUCUACCA